AGCCCGAUAUCGUUAACUCUGUCUAUCUCUCCGCCCAUUUCUGUUUGUUCCGCUUGGCUUGGUUCGGAUUGCACACGAUAAGAAAACACACACAUACACACAUGUGUCAUCAUCGAUCGCAAUGGCAACCCGUCGUGGAUGGGAUUGAUUGAUAGUUCAUACAUAGCUCCAUCUUCAUAUGGGGCCAUAGCCUCAGCAAUAGCAGCUGCAACAGCAUAUGCUGUUUCUAAACCUUCCAACUUAUUAUUCGCCCAAUUUCUCCAUCACCACCGAUAGGAAUAUCCCUUCAUCCAUUCCAGAUAAAUCCUCUUUGAUUCCUUUCCAAUUCGCCCAAAUAAAACCCCCAAUUUGUCUACUCACUAGUUACUACUCGCCACCAUCAUGCCAACAUAUUCGCUCUCGUUACACCCUUCUCUUUCUCUUCCAUCCUCCUCUGCAUCUUCUUCCUCAUCUUGUUCUUCCAUUGUUACUACUUCAAGAAUUUCAUGUUUCAAUGCCUUUGAAACAAAACCCAUCUGCUUUAGCCCCUUCAAGAAUCGGUCUUUUCAUUAUAAACGACAAACAAGAACACCGAUUGUAGUUUCUUCAGCUAAUAAAGGUACAAUUGAAGAGUUGAGAAAAGAUGACGAAGAGGGUCCUCCUUCUCAGGUUGAAUCGGAGAUUAGUUCUAAACCUAGGCGUAUUGCUCUCUUUGUUGAGCCCUCUCCGUUUGCGUAUGUUUCAGGGUACAAGAAUCGAUUCCAAAACUUCAUUAGAUAUCUCCGUGAAAUGGGGGAUGAGGUGAUGGUUGUAACUACUCAUGAAGGGGUGCCUCAAGAGUUCUAUGGAGCCAAAUUGGUUGGCUCUAAAAGCUUCCCUUGCCCGUGGUAUCAAAAUGUGCCACUUUCUCUUGCAUUGAGCCCAAGAAUAAUCAAUGAGGUUAAACAAUUUAAACCGGAUAUCAUCCACGCAUCCUCCCCGGGUAUUAUGGUUUUUGGUGCACUUAUUAUUGCCAAAAUGUUGUGUGUUCCUAUUGUGAUGUCUUAUCAUACACAUGUACCCGUUUACAUACCAAGAUACACUUUUAGCUGGCUUGUCAAACCAAUGUGGUUGAUUAUAAAGUUUCUUCAUAGGGCAGCGGAUCUCACGUUAGUGCCAUCGGCUGCUAUAGCAAAGGAUCUUCGACAAGCAAGAGUAACAGCCGCUAAUAAAAUCCGUCUUUGGAAUAAGGGCGUUGACUCAGAAAGCUUCCAUCCUAAGUUUCGUUGCCAUGAAAUGCGAGUUAGACUAACAAAUGGCGAACCUCAUCGCCCAUUAAUAGUACAUGUUGGACGCCUUGGUGUCGAGAAGAGCUUAGAUUUCCUUAAAAGUGUCAUGGAAAAGAUCCCGGAAGCAAGGAUAGCUUUCAUUGGAGAUGGUCCAUUUAGGGAGGAAUUGGAGAAGAUAUUCAUAGGGUUACCAGUAGUAUUCACAGGGAUGUUACAAGGUGAAGAGUUAUCUCAAGCAUAUGCAAGUGGUGAUGUGUUCAUAAUGCCUUCAGAAUCAGAAACCCUAGGGUUUGUUGUCCUUGAAGCCAUGUCAUCCGGGCUGCCCGUGGUAGCUGCCCGAGCUGGGGGUAUUCCUGACAUUAUACCCGAAGAUCAGGAGGGCAAAACCGGGUACCUUUACACCCCUGGAGAUCUUGAAGAUUGUUUAAACAAAGUGAUUCCACUUUUGCAUGAUGCUAAGUUACGGGAAGAUAUCGGGCAGGCUGCCCGAAUGGAAAUGGAGAAGUUUGAUUGGCGGGCAGCUACAAAAGUGAUUCGGAAUCAACAGUAUAAUGCUGCAAUAUGGUUUUGGAGGAAGAAGAGAGCACACCUUUUGAAACCUGUUCAAUGGCUGAUGAAGAUUUUUUUCUCAAUUCAAAUGCAACAUAAGUUAAUGGCUGGUGAUUUGUGAUUGUGAUUGGGAUUUACUGAUUUAAUUUUUUUUUAACUGUGAUUAAGUAUAUUAUAAUUAUAUGAUAUAGUUUGUAGGAGGUAAAUUGUUAUAUAUAUUGGA
This is a messenger RNA of Lactuca virosa, 2019 nucleotides long. NCBI's taxonomy places the organism in Eukaryota, Viridiplantae, Streptophyta, Magnoliopsida, Asterales, Asteraceae. The record is from the annotation of a GenBank genome assembly.